CGAACUUUCUGCCUUUUUCUCUCGUUUCAGUCUUCCCAGAAACGUAGGAGACUUUCCCAACCUCCUCUCCCUCUCCCUCGCCUCGCCGGAGAAUUCUGCUUGGAAGGAAAUUUUCGACCAUGUCAGGCAUGCUGCCUGGAGUUGAGGUCGCUCGCCGGAGGAGGGCAAGCCACCACCACCAGAUCGUGUCGAAGCCCUCCACUCGCCGGAUGGAUCCCGACGCCUUCUGCCCGUUAGGCGCGACUGCUGGGGAAUCUUCUUUGGAUGAAAAUACUCUCAAGGCUAAGCGUAACCUCGAGGAGAAGCUAUGGAACCGGAAACCAAACUGCAAACGCGGAUGGAGUACGUUUUUCUGCCAGAGAAACAGGCCCCCAGCGGAUGAGCCUCCGCCGGAAACAAGCCGGAAAGAGCCCAUUCCGAGCACGACCCUCGAAAAUUUCCGGUCUGCGAUUCUUUCAAGCCAAGUAGGUGCAGGGAGGGAUCUGUGCUCCGCCUGUUUGGAUGGGUUUCAUUUACAGCAGUCUGUGAUCCGCCUACCAUGCUUCCACGGACGCAUACGGAGUGCCUCCGCGCUUUCUUGAAUGCUCAAGCUCGUUGCCUCUACUGCGGAUCCAUUUUCAUCGGUUGUGUGGUAGUUUAGGUGUUUGGAGAUUAACGCUUGUGAUAUUGGGAAUUGUUGUUGUUCAUGAAAUUGGUGUCGGAGAAAUCAAGGGAUUUCAUGAACUUGGUCGUCCUUUUCCCGACUCCUAAAAGAACUAGCUACAGAGCCUUUUGAUGUAGCUUCUAAUAUGGGGAGCUCAAUUACUGUAAAUAUAUUUACUUUGGAAAUUCACGGAACUUACCGUCUAUCAA
This is a messenger RNA of Nymphaea colorata (pocket water lily), 852 nucleotides long. RefSeq lists its product as uncharacterized. NCBI's taxonomy places the organism in Eukaryota, Viridiplantae, Streptophyta, Magnoliopsida, Nymphaeales, Nymphaeaceae. The transcript is spliced from 2 exons. The record is from RefSeq and is a predicted model, not a curated record. The coding region runs from base 120 to 581 and encodes 153 amino acids.